CUAUUUCUUCUCUUACUUGGGUACAAGCUGCCUCCAGCACCAUGGCCUUUUCAUCGAGAUUUGCCUUCUGGGAGCAAAAGGGAAGUUGGAUUUCAAAAUCUUGGUUCUCUUAUGUGCUCGGCAUGGUGAAGCUAGAGACGGAUUGGAGCAUGUGUGUGCAUAUGGCGGGGGGCGGGUGCAGGGAGAAUGGCCAGUGGCUGCGGAGCCCUUUUCUGUCUUGAUGGCUUCUGUGCUGAAUCACUCUCCUCCCCAAGCUCCACCUCUGGUAAGCUGAGAAGCCUUUUGUGAUGCUGGUGCCUCUCCAAGUUAAUCCCUCCACACCCUUCCACCGCCUGCAGCUCAGACUCUCCCCUGGGACCUUGGGGUCCUAGGGAAGGCUUAGUUCUGAUGCCUGUGGAGCUCAGACUCCCUGAGUCUGGGAGAUGAGGUGGGUAGAAGAAAGGAGCUUCGAGUGGGGCUUUCAGGCCAGUUGUCAGCUAGCUCCAGAGAGAGAGUAGUCCAGGCUGUGGCUGACUUGGGCAUGCCUUUGUGUGUAUGCACAGUCUCUGGCUGGACAAUGACCCACAGAGCCAGAAGCUUCAGGGAGGGGGGAGGGCUAGGGGAGUGAGUCAGCCUGAGGCUAAAUUCAGAGCUGAGCUCAUACCUGAGCCCAGUGUCCCAGACACUUUGAGGGGCAACCAGCAUUUCCAAUGCCUCACCUUGGACAGCUGUUUGGGACCCCAGACACAGGCUACUGGAGAAAGGACAAAUUUGGAGCUGGUUAAAGAGGAGGACAAAAGUGUGCCAAAACCCGGCCCUCCGGGCAAAGAGGAAGGGGCUCUAGAGACCAGCUCUAAGGACAGCAGUGCCCCACCUAGGAGUCCUCAACCUGCCACCAGCCCGGUACCCUCAGAGACUUCCCAGAGAGUCAAGAGUCCCGAACCCACGCUCACUAUGAAUGGCCUAGAGGCUGCCCCAGCAGAGGGCCCAAAUGAAGAGGCCCAAAGUCUGUCCCGGAAGCGGGUGGCGAAUGCAGUGAGGAAGGUGGUCAGCAAGGUACUGCCUGGCGAGGAGCCUGGGAAUGCCAAGGAGCCUCCAGGCCGAGGAGCCAAGUCCCCUGAGCAUCCAGCUCGAGGCAAGAAGGGAGAAAAGGCAGCCUCUAGUCCCAAGCCCCCACCACCGCCACCACCUCCUCCUCCUCCUCCUGCUCCACCAAAGCCUGAAGCAAAGAAGGAGGCGGCCAAGGAUGAGCUCUCCCUGGGCCUACGCAGUCUGAUGUCUAAGGGCAGAGGCAAGGACCACAAGUCCCGCAGCAAGCAGCCUCCUGGGAAAGGGGAGAAGGCCCCCAGCCAGGAGCCAGCCCCUUCUGGAGAAUCGGGCUCUCCAGACAUGGUGGACUCCCCAAAGAAAGCAGGAUCCCCAAGCCCAGCGCAAGAGCUUGCUGAGCCAAACUUGGCCAGCCCGAAGCUGACGCCCUCCGGAGAGCAGCAGGCCAAGUCGCCAGCCUCUGAUGUGCAGCAGGAGACAGGAGCUGACCCCGGGGUCCGGCUGAGUCCUGCAGAGGAAGCACACCAGCGACUUGAGAGGAUCUUCACAGCUCCUCUGGACCCUGUGGCCGCCUCUCCUGCCCACAGCCAGGCCAAGACAGAAGAGCAGAUUGCCGCUGAAGAGGCCUGGUAUGAGACGGAGAAGGUGUGGCUGGUCCAUAGAGAUGGAUUCUCCUUAGCCAGCCAGCUCAAGUCGGAGGAGCUCAGCCUACCCGAGGGGAAGGUGCGCGUGAAGCUAGACCACGAUGGAGCCAUCCUGGAUGUGGAUGAAGAUGACGUAGAGAAGGCUAACGCUCCCUCAUGUGACCGACUAGAAGAUCUGGCCUCCUUGGUGUACCUCAACGAGUCUAGCGUCCUGCAUACACUGCGCCAGCGCUAUGGGGCCAGCCUGCUACACACCUAUGCCGGCCCUAGCCUGCUUGUCCUUAGCCCCCGAGGGGCUCCUGCUGUGUAUUCAGAGAAGGUGAUGCACAUGUUCAAGGGGUGUCGGCGGGAGGACAUGGCACCCCACAUCUAUGCUGUAGCCCAGACUGCAUAUAGGGCCAUGUUGAUGAGUCGUCAGGACCAGUCCAUCGUCCUUCUGGGCAGUAGUGGCAGUGGCAAGACCACCAGCUCUCAGCAUCUGGUGCAGUAUCUGGCUACCAUUGCCGGCACCAGCGGGAACAAGGUGUUCUCAGUGGAGAAGUGGCAGGCUCUGGCCACCCUCCUGGAAGCCUUUGGGAACAGCCCUACCAUCAUGAACGGCAGUGCCACCCGCUUCUCCCAGAUCCUCUCCCUGGACUUUGACCAAGCUGGCCAGGUGGCUUCAGCCUCCGUCCAGACCAUGCUCCUGGAGAAGCUGCGUGUGGCCCGACGCCCAGCCAGCGAGGCCACUUUCAAUGUCUUCUACUACUUGCUGGCCUGUGGGGACAGCACCCUCAGGACAGAGCUCCACCUGAACCACUUGGCAGAGAACAAUGUGUUUGGAAUUGUGCCAUUGUCCAAGCCUGAGGAGAAGCAGAGGGCUGCUCAGCAGUUCAGUAAGCUACAGACGGCCAUGAAGGUGCUGGCCAUCUCCCCUGAGGAACAGAAGGCCUGCUGGCUCAUCCUGGCUUCCAUCUACCACUUGGGGGCUGCUGGAGCUACCAAAGGUGGACGUAAGCAAUUUGCCCGUCAUGAAUGGGCCCAGAAGGCCGCAUACCUGCUAGGCUGCAGCUUGGAAGAGCUGUCCUCAGCGAUCUUCAAGCACCAGCUCAAAGGCGGCACCCUGCAACGGUCUACCUCCUUCCGUCAGGGCCCUGAGGAGAGCGGCCUGGGAGAGGGCACCAAGCUGAGUGCUCUGGAGUGCUUAGAGGGUAUGGCGUCUGGCCUCUACAGCGAGCUCUUUACUCUCCUCAUCUCCCUGGUAAACAGGGCUCUCAAGUCCAGCCAGCACUCACUGUGUUCCAUGAUGAUUGUGGAUACACCAGGCUUCCAGAACCCUGAAUGGGGUGGCUCAGCCCGUGGCGCCUCCUUCGAGGAGCUGUGCCACAACUAUGCCCAGGACAGGUUGCAGAAGCUGUUCCAUGAGCGCACCUUCCUCCAGGAGUUGGAAAGGUACAAGGAGGACAACAUCGAACUGGCGUUUGAUGACUUGGAGCCAGUCACAGAUGACUCAGUGGCUGCUGUGGACCAGGCCUCCCACCAGUCCCUGGUUCGCUCACUGGCCCAUGCCGAUGAGGCAAGAGGACUACUGUGGCUCCUAGAAGAGGAGGCUCUGGUGCCAGGUGCGACUGAGGAUACCCUCCUGGACCGUCUUUUCUCCUAUUAUGGCCCCCAGGAAGGUGACAAAAAAGGUCAGAGUCCUCUUCUGCGCAGUAGCAAACCACGGCACUUUCUCCUGGGCCACAGCCAUGGUACCAACUGGGUGGAGUACAAUGUGACCGGCUGGCUGAACUACACCAAGCAGAACCCAGCCACCCAGAAUGCACCCCGGCUCCUGCAGGACUCCCAGAAAAAGAUCAUCAGCAACCUGUUUCUGGGCCGGGCAGGCAGUGCCACAGUGCUCUCGGGCUCAAUUGCAGGCCUGGAAGGUGGCUCCCAGCUGGCCUUGCGCCGGGCAACUAGCAUGAGGAAAACCUUUACCACUGGCAUGGCAGCUGUCAAGAAGAAGUCACUGUGCAUACAGAUCAAGCUGCAAGUGGAUGCCCUCAUCGAUACCAUCAAGAGGUCCAAGAUGCAUUUCGUGCACUGCUUCCUUCCUGUGGCCGAGGGCUGGCCUGGGGAGCCCCGAUCUGCUUCUUCUCGCCGAGUUAGUAGCAGCAGUGAGCUGGACCUGCCUCCGGGAGACCCCUGCGAGGCUGGGCUGCUACAACUGGAUGUGUCCCUGCUCCGUGCCCAGCUUCGGGGAUCCCGCCUGCUUGAUGCAAUACGCAUGUACCGCCAAGGUUACCCAGACCACAUGGUGUUUUCUGAGUUCCGUAGGCGCUUUGAUGUCCUGGCCCCACACCUGACCAAGAAACAUGGGCGUAACUACAUCAUGGUGGAUGAGAAGCGGGCUGUGGAGGAGCUGCUGGAGUCCCUAGACCUGGAAAAGAGCAGCUGCUGCAUGGGCCUGAGUCGGGUAUUCUUCCGGGCAGGCACGUUGGCACGGCUGGAAGAGCAACGAGACGAGGAAACCAGCAGACACCUGACCCUGUUCCAGGCAGCCUGCAGGGGCUACCUUGCCCGCCAGCACUUCAAGAAGAGAAAGAUCCAGGACCUGGCCAUUCGCUGUGUGCAGAAGAACAUCAAGAAGAACAAGGGGGUGAAGGACUGGCCCUGGUGGAAGCUCUUCACCACUGUGCGGCCCCUCAUCCAAGUUCAGCUGUCUGAGGAGCAGAUCCGAAACAAAGACGAGGAGAUCCAGCAGCUGCGAAACAAGCUUGAGAAGGUGGAGAAAGAGAGGAAUGAGCUUCGGCUCAACAGUGACCGGCUGGAGACCCGGAUCUCAGAGCUGACAUCGGAGCUGACUGAUGAACGCAACACAGGAGAGUCCGCCUCCCAGCUGCUGGACGCGGAGACAGCCGAGAGGCUCCGGACCGAGAAGGAAAUGAAAGAGCUACAGACCCAGUACGAUGCCCUGAAGAAGCAGAUGGAGGCGAUGGACAUGGAAGUGAUGGAGGCCCGGCUCAUUCGGGCAGCCGAGAUCAACGGGGAGGUGGAUGACGAUGACGCAGGGGGAGAGUGGCGGCUGAAGUACGAGCGAGCUGUUCGGGAGGUGGACUUCACCAAGAAGCGGCUUCAGCAGGAGCUGGAAGACAAGAUGGAGGUGGAGCAGCAGAACAGGAGGCAGCUGGAGAGGCGGCUUGGGGACCUGCAAGCAGAUAGUGACGAGAGUCAGCGGGCACUGCAGCAGCUCAAGAAAAAGUGCCAACGGCUCACAGCUGAGCUGCAGGACACCAAGCUGCACCUGGAGGGCCAGCAGGUCCGAAACCAUGAGCUGGAAAAGAAGCAGAGGAGGUUUGACAGUGAGCUCUCCCAGGCACAUGAGGAGACCCAGCGGGAGAAGCUGCAGAGGGAGAAGCUUCAGCGGGAGAAGGACAUGCUCCUAGCUGAGGCCUUCAGCCUGAAGCAGCAGAUGGAGGAAAAAGACUUGGAUAUCGCAGGGUUUACCCAGAAGGUUGUUUCCUUGGAGGCCGAGCUUCAGGACAUUUCUUCUCAAGAGUCUAAGGAUGAGGCUUCUCUGGCCAAGGUCAAGAAGCAGCUCCGGGACUUGGAGGCCAAGGUCAAGGAUCAGGAAGAGGAGCUGGAUGAACAGGCUGGGAGCAUACAGAUGCUGGAGCAGGCCAAGCUGCGUCUGGAGAUGGAGAUGGAGCGGAUGAGACAGACCCAUUCCAAGGAGAUGGAGAGCCGGGAUGAGGAGGUGGAAGAGGCCCGGCAGUCAUGUCAGAAGAAGCUAAGGCAGAUGGAAGUUCAGCUGGAGGAGGAGUAUGAAGACAAGCAGAAGGCGCUGCGGGAGAAACGGGAGCUGGAGAGCAAGCUCUCCACGCUCAGUGACCAGGUGAACCAGCGGGACUUUGAAUCAGAGAAGCGGCUACGGAAAGACCUGAAGCGCACCAAAGCGCUGCUGGCAGAUGCUCAGAUCAUGCUGGACCACUUAAAGAACAAUGCCCCCAGCAAGAGGGAGAUUGCCCAGCUGAAGAACCAGCUGGAAGAGUCGGAAUUCACCUGUGCAGCAGCUGUGAAGGCACGGAAAGCAAUGGAGGUGGAGAUGGAAGACCUGCACCUGCAGAUCGAUGACAUCGCCAAAGCCAAGACAGCGCUGGAGGAGCAACUGAGUCGCCUUCAGCGUGAGAAAAAUGAGAUUCAGAACCGGCUGGAAGAGGACCAGGAGGACAUGAAUGAGCUGAUGAAGAAGCACAAGGCGGCCGUGGCUCAGGCCUCCCGGGACAUGGCACAGAUGAAUGAUCUCCAAGCUCAGCUCGAAGAGUCCAACAAGGAGAAGCAGGAGCUACAGGAGAAGCUACAAGCUCUGCAGAGCCAGGUGGAGUUCCUAGAGCAGUCCAUGGUGGACAAGUCCCUUGUCAGCAGGCAGGAAGCGAAGAUCAGGGAGCUGGAGACACGCCUGGAGUUCGAAAAGACCCAAGUGAAACGUCUGGAGAGCAUGGCCAGUCGGCUCAAAGAAAACAUGGAGAAGCUGACUGAGGAACGGGACCAGCGCGCUGCAGCUGAGAACCGUGAGAAGGAGCAGAACAAGAGGCUCCAGCGACAGCUCCGUGACACCAAGGAGGAGAUGAGCGAGCUUGCCAGGAAGGAAGCUGAGGCUAGUCGCAAGAAGCACGAACUGGAGAUGGACUUGGAGAGUCUGGAAGCCGCUAACCAAAGCCUGCAAGCUGACCUAAAGCUGGCGUUCAAACGCAUUGGGGACUUGCAAGCCGCCAUUGAGGAUGAGAUGGAGAGUGAUGAGAAUGAGGACCUUAUCAACAGUUUGCAGGAUAUGGUGACAAAAUAUCAGAAAAGAAAGAAUAAACUUGAGGGCGACUCAGACGUGGACUCAGAGCUGGAGGACCGGGUCGACGGUGUCAAGUCCUGGUUGUCAAAGAACAAGGGACCCUCUAAGGCACCUUCCGACGAUGGCAGCUUAAAGAGUUCCAGGACGGCUCUCAACAGCCUCCCUAAGGAGGGCAAGGGGCCAGAGGAGAGACCCUCCUCUGUACUCAGCUCCCUCAGCUACCGCAAGAGGCUCACCCUGAAGGACUCCAUCGGGGGCACUGGAGACCAGGACUCGCUCCUCACCACCCUGAGUGAGCGUGCCACCUCCCCUGAAAGGCCGCCCAGGAAGGCCCGUGUGGGCCCCAGGGAGGAACCUGACCAGGCCCAGGGCAGGAGGUGCGAAGAGCUGGAUGAUUGUAGCUCCAUCUUCUCAGUGGCUGGGAGCCGCACUGGCCGGGGUCUGGAGAAGCGCUGGGGCUCAGACUUUGACCGAGCCUCAACAGUCUCUGCUCCGGUCAGCCGGGCCUCCUCAGCCACUCGAGGCUCUGGGGAAGAUAGGGCUCGCUCCUCCAUGAGCUUCUCACUGUCAGGCUCACCCAGCUCCCGUCGUAGCACAUCCAGGCUCGACAGCUUGUCAAGGACUGUAAGCCCUUCCUGGAACCGGGCCUCAGGCCUGAGUCGGGAGAGCCCUGAAUCCAGACUAUCCCUCGGCCAGAGCUGCCUGGAUGAGUGGGAUGAUGGAGCCAGCGUGGCCCUCAGUGAGGCACACUCACAGUUUAGCCAUCCAUCACUGGCCCGGAGCCUGUCUGUGCCACCCCAGCCACGGGGCUCCUCCUCAGCUUCAGCCUCUGUCACUGAGGGUUCCAGCAUCCGACCUGUCAGCCGCCACUCCUACCUGGAUCCAGACCUAGAGGCUGCCAUUAACGAGGUCUUGAGCUACAAACCUGUGCCGUUCCAGCGGAGCAGCCUGGAGCCCGACUCUGAGGAUGAUGACCGGAAGAGCAUCCAGAGUGCCCAGAGUGCUCAGCUGGAGUACCCAGAGAGGGACACCAGCAUCCGCCGCUCUGCCUCUGCUGCAGAUGUCUCUUCGCGCAGUGGCCGCAAAAGCCGGAGCAAACAUAGGAGCAAACGGAGCAGCCCCAGCUCCAGCUCCAGCUCUUCCAGCUCGGAAGGUUCCUCAGAGCACAAGCGGCGGAAGAAGGGGCGCUCUCGGAAGAGCAAGAAGAAAUCCAAAUCCAGGAGAAAGAAAACAGAGACCGAAUCUGACUCCUCAUCCUCAUCCAGUGGCUCCACGGUCUCGGGCCACAGCCGCUCCAGUGUGAAAAAGGGCCCGACGGCAGACAUCGAGGAAGUGGGGCAAACUCCAAGACGGUCAAAGAAGGAAGAGAAGCAGCGAAAGAAAGAGGUCGACAGCCUGAUGAUGCGGUACCUGUACCGACCAGAGAGUGACUAGCGC
This is a messenger RNA of Rattus norvegicus (Norway rat), 7914 nucleotides long. The record is from RefSeq and is a predicted model, not a curated record. Lineage: Eukaryota; Metazoa; Chordata; Mammalia; Rodentia; Muridae.